GCUGAACACCACAAAUUGACCAAGAAUGUCAUGAGGAUUAAAGAAAUUUGCAGAGCCAUCUUGCCCGGAAUCGCUGCAAGAAACUCUUCAUCCCUCAGGCACUGAGGGGUACUUACCAGGGCAAAAACAUCAGCUCAGAUGCACUGAUGGCCGACUCAACAGCAGGCAUCGAUAAUGCUACCAGGUCAAAUUCCUCUGUCAGCACAUGUCUGCUUUCCUCAAACACCUUGACAACAUUUGCAAUGGUUGCCUAUGCGUUGAUAUGUACAGUUGGAAUCAUUCUCAACAGCCUGGCUUUCUGGGUGUACUUCUGUCACGUUCCAAACAGUAACAGCAUCAUCAUCUACUUAAAGAACCUGGUCAUAGCGGACUUCCUGCUGGUCCUGACACUGCCAAUGAGAAUCGUUGGUGAGAACCAAGUGGGCUCAGCAGUCCUGAGGAAAACCUACUGCAGUUUCACAACAUGCAUCUUCUACUUGAACCUGUACUCGAGCAUUCUCUUCCUGGGAUACAUUGCAGCCACAAGAUAUUUGAAAAUUGUGAAACCGCUCAAAACAUAUGCGUUUCACAAACUCAAGUCCGCAAAAAUUAUUGCUGGCAUAACCUGGGGUGUGCUUCUCAGCCUUGGGUUUUCAUACAUGCUGCUGACACUGAAAAAGUCAUUCCAGAACAGUACAAAUGCCACAGGAACAUGUUUAGACUCCAGAAAAGGUUCAGGUAUUUACUGGCACGUAUGCCUCCACGUGGGUGGCACUGUUCUGUUCCUCUGCGUGCUCACCGGGCUCUGCUUCUUUUACUUUCAAACAGCAAAACGUCUCGACAAAUCCCCAUCUCCAAGUUCACUCAAGAAGCAAGCCAAGGCAAAGAACAACAUCCUAAUCCUUCUCGCCGUCUUCUUGGUGUGUUUCGUACCCUACCACGCUGCGAGGCUUCCUUACAUUUUGACUCAGUUAAAUGUCAUCUCUGGAUGCUUUUGGAAAAAGACACUCUACCACUUGAAAGAAUUGGCCAUUGUGCUAUCAACGCUGAACGCCUGCUUUGACCCAGUGAUCUACUUCCUGUUUUGCAAGGCUUUCAGGUCAAAGUUAGGUCUGGAGAAAACAUCGAAGGACAGCGAUUCACACAACGACCUGUCCUUACACGCUAAAGCAUCACGAACCAUACUCGAUGAACCAUCCAGCAGUCAGUUCAAUGGCCCAAAAAAAUGCAACGUCAAUCUUGAAAAAUCACCUUGAACUUGCAAUAGCUCUAUAUUACUCAAAUUAUGAAGAAAUAGAACAUAGAAAAAUACAGCGCAGUACAGGCCCUUCGGCCCUCGAUGUUGAGUCGAUCCAAGCCCACCUGACCUACACUAGCCCACUUUCCUCCAAAUGUCUAUCAAAUGCCCAUAAAGAGGGAGAGUCCACCACUGUUACUGGCAGGGCAUUCCAUGAACUCACGACUCGCUGAGUAAAGAAUCUACCCCUAACGUCUGUCCUAUAUCUACCACCCCUUAAUUUAAAGCUGUGCCCCCUCGUAAUAUCUGACUCCAUAUGUGGAAAAAGGUUCUCAUGGUCAACUCUAUCUAAACCCCUAAUCAUCUUGUACCCCUCUAUCAAGUCACCCCUAAAUCUUCUUUUCUCCAAAGAAAACAGCCCCAAGUGCCUCAGCCUUUCCUCAUACGAUCUUCCUACCAUACCAGGCAACAUCCUGGUAAACCUCUUCUGCACCCGUUCCAGUGCCUCCACAUCCUUCCUAUAGUAUGGCGACCAAAACUGCACACAAUACUCCAGAUGCGGCCACACCAGAGUCUUAUACAACUGCAACAUGACCUCAGGACUCCAGAACUCAAUUCCUCUACCAAUAAAAGCCAGUAUGCCAUAUGCCUUCCUCACAGCACUAUUUACCUGGGUGGCAACUUUCAGAGAUCUGUGUACAUGGACACCAAGAUCCCUCUGCUCAUCCACACUACCAAGUAUCCGACCAUUAGCCCAGUACUCCAUCUUCUUGUUACUCUUACCAAAGUGAAUGACUUCACACUUAGCGACAUUGAACUCCAUCCAGAAGCGUAAAUAAACAGAAGCAUCUUAAAAGAUGAUGAUAUUAUGGUCUUAGUUGAUGGUACUACUGCAGAAUUCAGAACCAUGAUUGAAACCUGGCCAUACAUAUCAGUUAACAGAGUCCUCAUUCAUUGAAAAAUAGUCACUUGAGGUUGCAGAGUUUCUUAAAUGCCUGUUCUGUUGGUAAUUACACAAAAACCAAAAACAAGAUGUGGAACACAAUUACAGUAAAUGUCUAACAUAUCCGACAAAUCAAAGUUUCAAUCUAUUCCCCA
Molecule: messenger RNA, 2314 nt
Organism: Hemiscyllium ocellatum (epaulette shark)
Lineage: Eukaryota; Metazoa; Chordata; Chondrichthyes; Orectolobiformes; Hemiscylliidae
Product: P2Y purinoceptor 14
Exons: 2
Coding region: 147-1235 (362 amino acids)
Biological process (GO): G protein-coupled receptor signaling pathway
Cellular component (GO): membrane
Molecular function (GO): G protein-coupled purinergic nucleotide receptor activity
Source: RefSeq, a predicted model, not a curated record